Messenger RNA from Plasmodium fragile, 1539 nucleotides. RefSeq lists its product as uncharacterized. Lineage: Eukaryota; Apicomplexa; Aconoidasida; Haemosporida; Plasmodiidae. The record is from RefSeq and is a predicted model, not a curated record. Gene Ontology annotation, biological process: protein folding; response to endoplasmic reticulum stress. Gene Ontology annotation, molecular function: protein disulfide isomerase activity. Gene Ontology annotation, cellular component: endoplasmic reticulum. The transcript has 3 exons. The coding region runs from base 1 to 1539 and encodes 512 amino acids.
AUGGCAGAGAAGGGCAGGAGGCGCGUUUGUUACGUCCCACCCUGCUGGGCGUUGCCCCUGUUGGUCUUCCUCUAUUGGGGUUACUACUCUUUUGUUAAAGGCUCGGUUUGGGAAGGCGUCUCAGAUGAAGAGGCCAAAAAUGUGAAACACUUAACCCACGAAGUAGAGUUACAAAUAUACAGUCAACACACACCAAACUGUAUAGCUCUGUUUUGCAACAAGGAGGAAGUGGCAUGCAAAGAUGUGUACAAAGAAUUUGUGAAGGCAGCAAAUGAGAUAGCCAGUGAUGAAAUCGCAUUUGUGUAUGUGGACACCGUCCCACUGAAAAAAACGGCAGACAAUUUCGAUAUUCAAAAAGUGCCAAAAAUUCUGACCUUUAAAGAUUUUGAUCCAGAAAAAGGAUAUACCUUUGGGCAAAAAUAUACAAAAGAAAAUAUUGUGGAAUGGUUUAAAUUGCUUCCCAUGCCAUCUAUAGAGGUGAUGGAGAAGGAUCAUGUUGAAAAAUAUGUUGAGAUGCAAAAGAAGAAAGGUUAUGCUAGUAUUAUUGCUUUUUGUGUAAAAAAUUCUGACCAUGUUCAUAAGUUUUUUCAUUUUGGGGAAACACACUCAUUGCCUAAUUUAGCUGUGGGAAUGGUGUAUAUCGAUCAGGAGACUGAUGCAAAAAUUGAAAUAAGUAACGGACCAGGGGCUACCAUUCCAGAGGGCAACACAAAAUAUAAUGAUGUGUACAAACCGGACAACAACGUUUGGGUGUCCAAUGACAUCCUUACCUUUGCUAGUGAGUACAUGGCGCAGUUCCCUGUGAUUAUCAAUUAUAAGAGGAGCUUGUACAAGGCACAGAAGGGCGAAAUUUAUGUCUACCUGUACAGCCACUUUGGGUUCUACUCGGACGCGCUGUACGUGGAGCUGGCCCCCGUCAUACGGGCGCACCACCCUCAGAGCGAGGAGGUGGCCGAGUUGCUGGGCACCGAGAAGAGCGGCAAUUUGAUCCUCUUCGUGGACUACCGAGACGCGACGCUGGACGUCCUCUUCGGAUUACUCAGGCCCAAGAAAUAUAUAAAGCAGUUGGACAGCGAAAAAAUAAACGCGGAAAAUCUUUCCCAAGCUAUCACCCAAUUUUAUAACAACGAACUUGCUCAAAUAAAAAAAUCACAAAAAGAAGUAAAAAGAAGAGAGCAACAAAACUACCAAAUUGUAUGUGCUAAUAAUUUCGACACACUUGUGUUGGAUCCAGAAAAAAUCGUUUUAAUUUUUUAUCAUGUAGAGGGAUGCAAAGAAUGCAAGCCUCUUUUUUCUUUCUGGUCCCGUGUCUCCAACUUUUUUCACUUGGAGAAUAAAUAUAAAAAUGUCUUGGUGGCCACCAUGGAUGCAAAGUUGAACGACAUGACUGAUGAGUCGGUUGACUUUUACCCCAGCGUGGCCAUUUACCCAACAGGCUUAGACAAACUGAAAAGGAAAAAAUUUCUGCUCUUUCCCCUCAAGUUGGAUACUCUGAUCGACAUGGUGGACGAGAUGUUGGAAGUGGAGGAGGACCUGUGA